Messenger RNA from Zasmidium cellare ATCC 36951, 831 nucleotides. RefSeq lists its product as uncharacterized. The record is from RefSeq and is a predicted model, not a curated record. The coding region runs from base 1 to 831 and encodes 276 amino acids. The transcript has a single exon. Lineage: Eukaryota; Fungi; Ascomycota; Dothideomycetes; Mycosphaerellales; Mycosphaerellaceae.
AUGGCUCACAACGCACCACAAGACAAUGCUGCUCAGAAUGCAUCCCAGGGAAACGCGGCUCCAAAUCCGGUACAAGGCAACGGCGCCCAGAGUGCACCACAACACAAUCCAGCUCCAAAUCCGCCACAGCACAACCCGGUUCUAAACCCACCCCAGAACCCCCCAGCUCCAAACCCACCACAGCAGAACGUAGCUCCGAACCCACCACAAAAUCCUCCAGCUCCGAACCUACCGCAGAACCCUCCAGCUCCAAACCCACCCCAAGUGUAUUUCCCCCGCCGAAUUCUGGAAGACAACAGCCCCAUCCUCAACACCUCCACCCAAACAACCACCGCCUCCUCCCCAGCCCAACACCAGCGCCGAAUCGACGCCUCCCACCCAACUCCCCCCUCCCUCGAAGAACGCGAAGCAGCAGAGUCUUCCGCGAAUGAAGGUCGUCGCCGAAGCUCCAAGUACCGUUUCGCUUCCGCGCGUCGGGACAGCAAGCCCCACAAUGCUCCCGCGGAUAAGCAGCAGGCGAUGAAGCGCAAGGCUGUGGAGAUGGAGAAGGCGGGGAAGAAGAGGCGGGUCGUGUGUGAGGGGUGGGUUGGGGGGUGUCGGUGUCGGUUGUGUAGGUUUCCGGUGGGGGAGGAUGAUGAGGAUAGUGAUGGGGAUGAAGAUGGGGAUGCGGAGGGCGAGGAUGGUGGCCAGGAUGGUGGCGAUGAGGGUGGCGAUGAGGGUGGCGAUGAGGGUGGCGAUGAGGGUGGCGAUGAGGGUGGCGAUGAGGAUGGCGACGAUGAUGGCGAUAUGGACGGCGAUGAGAAGGCUCAAGAUGGUGGAGUGAAGAACUAG